Messenger RNA from Micropterus salmoides (largemouth bass), 2834 nucleotides. RefSeq names its product IST1 factor associated with ESCRT-III (gene ist1). The transcript has 10 exons. Gene Ontology annotation, biological process: protein transport. The coding region runs from base 133 to 1176 and encodes 347 amino acids. The record is from RefSeq and is a predicted model, not a curated record. Lineage: Eukaryota; Metazoa; Chordata; Actinopteri; Centrarchiformes; Centrarchidae.
GACCCCGCCCACUCAUAUGACGUCACUAAAGAUAAUUGCGGAAGUGAACCAGGCGACGGAAGACAGACAGAAACCCAAAUAAGUUGGUGUGUACGGUUGACUAAUACUUACAGAUACAGAUAGUCUAUAGUCAUGCUGGGAGGAGGAUUCAAAGCAGAGAGGCUAAGAGUUAACCUCCGGCUGGUCAUCAACCGACUCAAACUCCUUGAGAAAAAGAAAACUGAGCUUGCUCAAAAGGCAAGAAAGGAGAUUGCAGAUUACCUGUCAUCAGGGAAGGAUGAACGGGCACGGAUCCGUGUGGAGCACAUUAUCAGAGAAGACUACCUGGUGGAAGCCAUGGAGAUCCUGGAGCUUUACUGUGACCUGCUGCUGACUCGCUUUGGCCUCAUUCAGUCCAUGAAGGAACUGGACCCAGGUUUACAGGAGGCAGUGUCCACCCUCAUAUGGGCAGCACCUCGUCUACAGUCAGAGGUGUCUGAAUUAAAAACUGUAUCUGACCAGCUAUGUGCAAAAUAUAGCAAGGAGUACGGCAAGCUGUGCAGGACAAACCAGAUUGGCACAGUCAACGAUAGGCUGAUGCACAAACUGAGUGUGGAGGCCCCUCCCAAGAUCUUGGUGGAGCGCUACCUGAUAGAGAUCGCCAAGAACUAUAAUGUGCCGUAUGAACCUGACGCCAUGGUCCGGCCUGAGGUGUGUCCUGGAGAGGAGGCAGACCUGAUUGACGUGGACAUGGACAAGAAACCUAGAGGAGGAGGAGGAGGAGGGGGUGGUGGAGGUUUCACUGCUCCUGCCAUGCCCAUGCCUAUGCCUAUGCCCAUGCCUAUGCCUACAGCGUUCAACUAUCCACCCCCCAACGGAGCCGAACCGUAUAAUGCUCCCAUUGGAACCUACAACAGCUUUCAGCCCCACAUGGGUGGAGGGCCGCCCCCUCAGCUGCCCACUUCUCCCCCCACAUAUGAGUCUAUUGAUGACCUAACUGACAAACCUUCUGUUCCUUCCCAGGCCAUAGCUCCUGGGCCUUCGUCUCAGCUAUUCAACAACAACACUCUCCCAGAACUCCCCUCUGUUCCUGACACACUCCCCACGUCCUCCUUCGGCGGAAACACCAGCACCUCGGAUGACAUCGACUUUGACGAUUUAACGCGGCGAUUUGAGGAGCUGAAAAAGAAGACCUAAUUGCUAUGUCCCUGGUCUAGAGACACACACACACACACACACACCCCGAUAUACAUACACAGGCCUGUGUCGUCACCUACGCAACUCAGAACAGGAAAUGGAAAAUUCUCAAGGCUCCCAAUCAGAUUUGAAUAGUUUUCCUCCCCCUCCCACGGUGACGUAAUCUUAGAUAGAUAUUUAACAUGUAUUCUUACCUCAUUUAUAUACAUAGGACCAGCGUACUGAGGCUGUGGUUACUCACAGAAAACUAAUUUCAGUUGGUAGUACCAUUGAGUGCCACAUUUUAAUUUCUUUCUAUGCUACACAUUAUAUAAAUUCUUACGUACAAGCAUGCAGGUGUUGACCCCUGUUCUCUCAUUUAAGGUCACGCCGGCUUUGUCUGAGUGAUGUACUGUAUAAUCAAAUUUAGAUUUUAAAUGUUGUUUUUCUCGGGGGGGUUUCGGUUUGGCCAACAUUAACAGUACAUGCCUUGAUUCCAUUUUGCACACGCUGUUUCGCUCCAAUCUUCCCCUCUGUGUCACACAGCCCUGUCUCAGACCUGUCUAACAAGUCCAACUGGCCGCCCAGUUUGGUGUGGAUCUGACAACACAGGCUACAGGUUGUUUCCGAGGCGAGGCUCUCAAUACCCGACAAUUUCUUUUGCCUGAAGGUAUCGGGACAGAUAGAAGCCAUAUUUUCAGUAUCUUGCGCAGUCAUGUUGUUUUGUCACUGUGGAAGGGACACUCCUCACACGUCAUGGUUUAUUUAUACCGGGGGGAAAGUGUGUGUGUGAGCCCUCCAGGAAAAGUGCAUGGUGACACACACGUUACAGGGGUGGUGGGGUUAAUUAAUACAACAGUGUAUGGAAAUCUGUAAAAUAAUACAUCUACAAUGAUAGAGCUAUUUACACGAAUGAUUGAUCUGUACAGCAAAAAGAGUUUGGUAGUAGGGAGUGUCAUCAAUAUUUGAAAAUUUGUUUUAUAUACAUCAUCUAAGGUUGGGGUUUUUUUUGCCCUUUUGAAUGUCAGUUUUAACAAAUAGUUGCACUUUCUUUUCAUUGAAGUACUUCAUUUUCAAGCAAAAUGUGUGCAGACAAAAGCAGUCAUACAAGAACUUAAUUUGAUUGAUUAGAUGUAAAAAUUGACCCCAGAGGUAAAAAGUUUGUGUUGUCCUCUGUGAUCGUGUGUGCAUGUUUUAUGCUGUAUGUGCACCACUGCAUUUGCCUUAGACCCCAUCUCUCAUCAGAGGCUGUGCCAGUCUGUACCAGGAUUUUGCAUUUUUGUUACCCAUCAAGACUGGGAGCCUGCUGACUGCAUUGAGUUUCAGUUGAUUAGAUUACACUUUUCUUUAUUUGCUUUACUCAAACAAUUCUCUGAAACCUGUUUGGUUAAAAUUUGCAGAUGGAUGGUGGCCUUUAAAAAAUAUUCAGCAAUCUCUGGAAAGCACUUUGAAAAUCUUUCCAGCUGGUAGACAGAGAAUAUUAAUAGGUUUUACGUGUUUUGGAAAAAGUAGAGAGAUUAACACUACAGAACUGUGAUCUGCUCACUGUCUUUUCUAUGUUGGACUGUUCUUUCAUGCAUAAACCUUGAGACACCAUGGUGUCAUGUUGCAAAAACAGGAUUUUUUUUCCACUGUAUACUAAAAUAACAAUUUAAUAAAAGAUUAUUUGGAACUGGAAA